GAGCGGGCGGAGCGGCUGCGGGAGCUGCUGGGAGAGCGCGGGGUGGGGGUGGGAUCACACGGCGGCGGCGGCGGAGGCAGCGGCAGCGGCAGUGGCGGCGGAGGCCCAGAGACCUGAACGCCGAAACCUCGGUCCGUGGCCUACACGGAGCCCUCUCUCCAUCUGAGGACCAGGGAACCGCAGUCUUCAACACAGAGGUACCGUGCUCCGCUCUCCCGCCCGGCCCGGCUCAGCCUGCUGCGGCGGUGCCUCCUUCCUUCCUUCUUCCCUCGCUCUCUUUCUCGCCCGCCCGCGCCUUCCCUGUCUGCCUGCGUCACCGCGGCCGCCAUGGCUGAGAACGGCGAGAGCAGCGGCCCCCCGCGCCCCUCCCGCGGCUCUGCUGCGGCGCAAGGCCCGGCCUCUGCCCCGGCGGAGCCUAAAAUCAUCAAAGUCACUGUGAAGACCCCCAAAGAGAAAGAGGAGUUCGCAGUGCCCGAGAACAGCUCAGUCCAACAGUUUAAAGAAGCGAUUUCGAAACGCUUCAAAUCCCAAACCGAUCAGCUAGUGCUGAUUUUUGCCGGAAAAAUCUUAAAAGAUCAAGAUACCUUGAUCCAGCAUGGCAUCCAUGAUGGACUGACUGUUCACCUUGUCAUCAAAAGCCAGAACCGACCUCAGGGUCAGUCCACACAGCCCAAUAGUGCCGCGGGAACUAAUACUACCACCGCGUCGACUCCCAGGAGUAACUCCACACCUAUUUCCACAAAUAGCAACCCGUUUGGUUUGGGGAGCCUGGGAGGACUUGCAGGCCUUAGCAGCUUGGGCUUAAGCUCGACCAACUUCUCUGAGCUCCAGAACCAGAUGCAGCAGCAGCUCCUGUCCAGCCCUGAGAUGAUGAUCCAAAUCAUGGAAAAUCCCUUUGUUCAGAGCAUGCUUUCAAAUCCUGAUCUGAUGAGGCAGCUCAUUAUGGCCAAUCCACAGAUGCAACAAUUAAUUCAAAGAAACCCAGAAAUAAGUCACCUGCUUAACAACCCAGAUAUAAUGAGGCAGACCCUCGAAAUCGCCAGGAAUCCAGCUAUGAUGCAAGAGAUGAUGAGAAAUCAAGACCUGGCUCUCAGCAAUCUCGAAAGCAUCCCAGGUGGCUACAAUGCUUUACGGCGCAUGUAUACUGACAUUCAAGAACCCAUGCUGAAUGCCGCACAGGAGCAGUUUGGGGGUAAUCCGUUUGCCUCGGUGGGGAACAGUUCCUCUUCUGGGGAAGGUACGCAGCCUUCUCGCACAGAAAAUCGAGAUCCACUACCCAAUCCAUGGGCACCGCCACCGGCUACCCAGAGUUCUGCGACCACUAGCACAACAACUAGCAGUGGCAGUGGAUCUGGCAGUAGCUCCAGCAGUGCUACGGGGAACACAGUUGCUGCAGCCAAUUAUGUCGCUAGCAUCUUUAGCACCCCAGGAAUGCAGAGCUUGCUGCAACAGAUAACCGAAAACCCCCAGCUGAUCCAGAAUAUGCUGUCUGCGCCCUAUAUGAGAAGCAUGAUGCAGUCGCUUAGCCAGAAUCCAGAUUUGGCUGCACAGAUGAUGCUGAAUAGCCCUGUGUUUACUGCAAAUCCUCAGCUGCAGGAGCAGAUGCGUCCACAGCUCCCUGCUUUCCUGCAGCAGAUGCAGAAUCCAGACACACUGUCAGCCAUGUCAAACCCAAGAGCAAUGCAGGCUUUAAUGCAGAUCCAGCAGGGGCUACAGACAUUAGCUACUGAAGCUCCUGGCCUAAUUCCAAGCUUCACUCCAGGGGUGGGGGUAGGGGUGCUGGGAACAGCUAUAGGCCCUGUAGGCCCAGUCACACCCAUAGGCCCCAUUGGCCCCAUAGUCCCAUUUACCCCCAUAGGCCCCAUUGGGCCCAUAGGACCCACUGGCCCUGCAGGUCCCCCUGGUUCCACUGGCUCUGGAACCCCCCCUGGGCCCACCGUGUCUAGCUCUGCACCCAGUGACACGACGAGCCCAACAUCGGAAUCUGGACCCAACCAGCAGUUCAUUCAGCAAAUGGUGCAGGCUCUCGCUGGAGCAAAUCCUCCGCAGCUGCCGAAUCCAGAAGUCAGAUUUCAGCAACAACUGGAACAGCUCAACGCAAUGGGGUUCUUAAACCGGGAAGCAAACUUGCAGGCUCUAAUAGCAACAGGAGGCGACAUCAACGCAGCCAUUGAAAGGCUGCUGGGCUCCCAGCCAUCGUAAUUAUACUUCUGUACCUUGAAAAAAUGUAUCUUAUUUUUGAUAAUGGCUCUUAAAUCUUUAAACACACAGAAUUGUGCUUUACUUUCAUUUUGAUUCCUUUAAAUCUGUCUAGUUAUAAAUCUAAUAUGCAUUUUAAGGUGGAGUCUUUUCCUCCCUCUUUGUUUCCUUCCUCCCUUCCUCCUUCUCUCUUCCCUCCCUUCUUGCCUUCCUUCUCUGUUUUGAAUGGUGGGAAUCAAUGCUGUUUCACUCAAAGGUGUUGCAUGCAAACACUUCUUUAUUCUGCAUUUAUUGUGAUUUUUGAGAACUGGUAUCAACCUUUACGGUUGGGUGAACAAGUUUUGUCCUACAGAUGUCCAAUUUAUUUGCAUUUUAAACAUUAGACUAUGAUAGUAAUUUAAUGUAGACUGAAAAUAUUAAAAGCAGAAACAAAUUAUUUGAAACUCUAAUUUGUGGUACAAUAUUGCUUAUUGUGACUUUGGCAUGUAUUUUUGCUAGCAAAAUGCUGUAAGAUUUAUACCAUUCUUUGAUCUUUUUUGCUAUAUUUAUAUGCAGUACAGUAAGCACAAUUGGAACUGUAUACCUAGAAAUGUUACAACAGAAUCUCUGAGCAGAAUAUAUAUAACCAAAAUGAGAGAGACUAUAAGAAAUAUUUCUGGAGCUUGAUGUAUUUCACAAUUUUGUAGAAUCUUACAGCAUCUUUGAUAAACUUCUCAGUGAAAAUGUUGGCUAGGCAAGUUCAGUUAAAAUAUAGUAGAAAUGUUUAUCCUGGUAUCUCUUAAGUAUACAUUUAAUUGUACAGAAAACUUACAGUGUGGCAUUGUGUCAACAUUUGCAAAUUGAUUGUAUAUGAUCUUAAUCUUAGUGCAGCCUGAAGGAUCAGUAUAGUAAUGCCAGGAAAGUGCUUUUUUACCUGAGAAUUCCUUCUCAGCUUCUUUUAAGAGACCCUAAUACGCAUUUUGAUUUGUAAUUGGAAAUGUAACUUUCACUGAAAGUGUCAUGUGACGUUUGCAUUACUUUUAACUGCUGUGUAUAAAGGAAACUGUAUCUUUUGAGUCUAUCAGUUAUUUCUCUUGUGCACAGGGAAAAAUGCAUUAAAAUGACUAAAAAAAUAAAAAAAAUUAAAAAUGGA
Messenger RNA from Sus scrofa (pig), 3331 nucleotides. RefSeq names its product ubiquilin 2 (gene UBQLN2). Gene Ontology annotation, cellular component: cytosol. Gene Ontology annotation, molecular function: polyubiquitin modification-dependent protein binding. NCBI's taxonomy places the organism in Eukaryota, Metazoa, Chordata, Mammalia, Artiodactyla, Suidae. The record is from RefSeq and is a predicted model, not a curated record. Gene Ontology annotation, biological process: ERAD pathway; ubiquitin-dependent protein catabolic process; regulation of macroautophagy.